This is a messenger RNA of Solea senegalensis (Senegalese sole), 1703 nucleotides long. Its product is annotated as histone H2AX. Bases 95 to 523 code for a protein of 142 amino acids. The transcript has a single exon. Gene Ontology annotation, cellular component: nucleosome. Gene Ontology annotation, molecular function: protein heterodimerization activity; structural constituent of chromatin; DNA binding. Lineage: Eukaryota; Metazoa; Chordata; Actinopteri; Pleuronectiformes; Soleidae. The record is from RefSeq and is a predicted model, not a curated record.
GAUUAACCGUGGGGUUAUAUCCAGGUUGCGCUGACAUGUAGCUCUAGUUAGCUGUUUUUCAAAAGAAGAAGAAAACGUGCAAACUACUAAGAAAAUGUCUGGAAGAGGAAAAUCCGGAGCUAAAGCCCGUGCUAAGGCUAAGACUCGCAGCUCCCGCGCUGGAUUACAGUUCCCCGUCGGCCGUGUCCACCGUCUCCUCCGCAAGGGUAACUAUGCUGAGAGAGUGGGCGCCGGAGCUCCGGUGUAUCUGGCUGCUGUACUGGAGUACCUCACCGCUGAAAUCCUGGAGCUGGCAGGUAAUGCCGCCAGAGACAACAAGAAGACCCGCAUCAUUCCUCGUCAUCUGCAGCUGGCUGUCCGCAACGACGAGGAGCUGAACAAACUCCUCGGCGGCGUCACCAUUGCUCAGGGCGGGGUCCUGCCCAACAUCCAGGCCGUUCUGCUGCCCAAGAAAACAAGCCAGGCCACACAAAACACCGGCAAGGCGGGAAAGAAGGCCUCCUCUCAGUCUCAAGAGUAUUGAUUUCCAAGCUAACAACUGUCCAUACCCAAAGGCCCUUUUAAGGGCCACCCACUCCUCAUUGAAAGAGCAACUAAUCCUGCUACCAAGCUAAUUUCCUUUCUUCCCAUGAUGUGCUAUCAAAACCAUGUUUGUUAAAACCGAUGCUGCUAUUCCUUAGUAAUGUUAGAAGUUUAUUUGCGAACACGUGCAGGUAAUAGUAGUAGUGAAUUAUUAUGUUCUGGUGUAGUUCAGGGACAACUAUGUCACUCAAAAUAUGCCCAGUAUCUGAAUUGACAGGGGAAGUUAAUGGUUGUGCUUAAAUUCAACGUUUGAGGACAUUGGUAGGAAUUUAAGGUCAUAACAUAUGUGCAAUGGUUACUAGUAGAUGAAGUAGGUGUACAUCUUAAAAGUCGCUUCAGGUUUUUUUUAAGAACAAUUUGAUUUCUCCCAAAAGCCUUAAAAACAAAUCCUUGAUGGCCUAUUUAUUGAUGGACAGUUUUGUUACAGAACGUGUUGAUACACGUGAUUCUCGGUCAAAUGUGUGUUUGUUUUUCACACUGAUAUGACGGUUAUUUGUCUGAAUGGCUGUUGUCAAUGAGGUCAACUUGUAUGUGUUUGCAUGUGGGCUCAAAGCCUGAAUAACAAAGAACAGUUCAGCUCGAUGCUCCAGGUGUUUCCUCAUUGCACGUUAAGGAAACCGCAGUCAGCAUGAGCACAAUGUGAACACAACCAUAAGACUGUUAGAACAUAUGGCAAAACCACUGUGCUGUAACCUACAAGUUACACAUUCAUCAUCUAGACGUUUAGGAUAUGUAAUAAAAAAAUAAAUAAUAAUAAUAAUUAGGCAAGAGCCAUCUGUGUGUCAACUGUGACAUUUUUAAGUUUUUCCAUGCUAUAUUCCUUAUGUAAAUUAAAUUUUACUUUGAUCUUACAAUGUAGAAUGAACUUAUAAAGUCUAAAGGAGUCCUGUUAUACAAGGGUCAAGACAAACUAGGAAUUCCGAGAGAAUUAGGGCAGAAGCAGAAAAUACAUGUAGGUAUGCAGGUCUGGAGGACAAUUAUAUUGCAUUUUGCAAGAAUGAUUUCUUGUCCAUGUGUCAUCUAUUUUUAUCACUUGUAUUCUUUAAAAAAACAAACAUUUGUUGUACAAUUUGUGUAUUGUCUGAACAUAAACUGAAAUAAAUUCCAUUCAUUCAAAUGUC